CAACACAUAUAAACAUUUAGACUAUUACUUUGAGACACCACAAUUCCAUAAACCCUUUUUAAUACUCUCUCCCCUCACUUUCUCUCUCUAACUCUUUCUUUAUUGACAUAAGACCCCCCAAGAAGACAACGAGAGUGUUCUUGAUCCUUUAUUUGAGUUUGAAAUGAAGAAAUUUAUCUUCAAAUAAGCUUUGGAAAUGGUGAGAGCUUGAGAAGAUUAUAAAAUUCAUUUGUUUUUGUCUUCUUUCGUGCACUCUCUCAAUUCUUUUAUAUCAAGAAAACGUUUGUGGGGUUUUUGAUGGGAAGAGAGUUCGUGUUGAGGAAACCCAGAAACGGCAUUAAAUGCCGUCGUUUCGACCGAUGCAAUACAAUGAGACAAACAGAAACAGAGUUGUUCUCAGAAGAAACAAGAGAAAGAAGACGAGGAAGAAGGAGAAGAAUAAACGGAAGCUUCUUCUUAGAUAUGAUCAUUUUCUUUCGUCCUUGUUUCUCCAACUUUCUCUUCCUCUCUCUUUUUAUCUUGUCUUCUUCUUCUUCUUCCUCUGUCUUGUCGACGGAAACAGAGAAUCUCUCACCGAGAAACCAAACUCUCCGGCCACUAGAGGAGCUUAACAAGCUCAAAGCCAUUAAUCAGCAUCUCAGGAAGAUCAAUAAACCUUCCGUCAAGACAAUUCAUAGCUCUGAUGGUGACAUCAUAGACUGUGUUUUAUCACAUCAGCAACCAGCAUUUGAUCAUCCCAGAUUAAGAGGACAGAAGCCACUGGAUCCCCCUGAGAGGCCAAGUGGGCAUAAUACCAGAGGAUUGAGACCAAAGAGCUUCCAGUUAUGGAGAAUGGAAGGAGAAACAUGUCCUGAAGGAACAGUCCCUAUCAGAAGAACAAAACAAGAAGACAUUCUCAGAGCAAACUCUGUUUCUGCCUUUGGCAAGAAACUCAGACAUUUCAGAAGAGACACCAGCAGCAAUGGCCAUGAACACGCGGUAGGAUACGUGAGUGGAGAGAAAUACUUUGGAGCAAAAGCAAGCAUAAAUGUAUGGGCUCCACAGGUCCAGAACCAAUACGAGUUUAGCUUAUCUCAGAUUUGGAUUAUCUCUGGUUCUUUCGGUAAUGAUCUCAACACCAUUGAAGCUGGCUGGCAGGUGAGUCCGGAGCUCUAUGGAGAUAAUUACCCAAGAUUCUUUACUUACUGGACUAACGAUGCAUAUCAAGCAACAGGCUGCUACAACCUAUUGUGUUCCGGUUUUGUCCAAACCAAUAGUCAAAUUGCUAUUGGAGCUGCAAUCUCUCCCUCAUCUUCAUUCAAGGGUGGACAGUUCGAUAUUACUCUUCUAAUUUGGAAGGAUCCGAAGCAUGGGAACUGGUGGCUGGAGUUCGGGUCGGGUAUUCUAGUUGGGUAUUGGCCAUCUUUCUUGUUUACACACCUGAGGGAGCAUGCGAGCAUGGUCCAAUACGGUGGUGAAGUUGUAAAUUCAAGCCCAUUUGGGGCCCACACUUCUACACAGAUGGGGAGUGGACAUUUUGCCGAUGAAGGGUUCACAAAGGCUUCUUAUUUCAGAAACAUCCAAGUAGUUGAUUGGGAUAACAAUUUGGUCCCUUCUCCAAACCUUCGAGUACUCGCAGACCAUCCAAAUUGUUAUGAUAUUCAAGGUGGAUCUAAUAAGGCUUGGGGUAAUUAUUUUUAUUAUGGAGGACCUGGCAAAAAUCCUAAAUGUCCUUAAGAAUAUAAAUGUAAUUAGAUUUUUAGGGAUUUAAAUUUAUUGAGAAAAAAAGAAAAAUUCAUGGUGUUUUAGGUGAUAUCUAUAUGGUUAUAAGUAAAGGUU
Brassica oleracea var. oleracea is the source of this 1818-nucleotide messenger RNA. RefSeq lists its product as uncharacterized. The record is from RefSeq and is a predicted model, not a curated record. Lineage: Eukaryota; Viridiplantae; Streptophyta; Magnoliopsida; Brassicales; Brassicaceae. The coding region runs from base 298 to 1716 and encodes 472 amino acids. The transcript has 7 exons.